Physcomitrium patens is the source of this 2023-nucleotide messenger RNA. RefSeq lists its product as uncharacterized. NCBI's taxonomy places the organism in Eukaryota, Viridiplantae, Streptophyta, Bryopsida, Funariales, Funariaceae. The record is from RefSeq and is a predicted model, not a curated record.
CAAAUGGGGAUUCCCACAGAGGAGGGAGGGCGGGGGCACAGCCCUGGAGGGAGAAGUUUGAAUGCCAGCAUUGACAGCACCACCAACGCCUCCGUUAUGUGCAUUUCUACGCUUUGAAGGCCACCUCGCUUCUGUCGCUUCGAACUCGGAUUGAGUCGGUGCGUAGGAUUUCGCCGGGGUUUACUCGUGGUGCUGCGGAGUUUAUUCUCUUCCCAUUUCUUCUUUGCUCCCUCAGAAUUUCAGCUUUCCAGGGAGGAUCACGGGGUUUUUAUCUGUGUUCGAUCUUUUUGGUAGCGAUCAUGCACGAUGCUCGGCUUGCGGGUAGGCUGCAGAAGGAGCUAAAGAUGUUGCAAGACCCUCCUCCUGGAAUUUGCGUCUGGCCAGUUGACGAGCGUAAUCUGGCGCUCCUUGAAGCCCAGAUACAGGGGCCGGAUGGAACUGUGUACGCCAAGGGCAUAUUUAAGCUCGAGGUCGAGAUUCCAGAUAGGUUACAGGAGUGACAAUUUUGCGCUUACAGGCAGGUCCUUUCCGUUGUCAUUCAGGUAUCCGUUCGAGCCACCGAACGUGAAGUUUAUCACUCCUGUGUACCAUCCAAAUAUUGACAGUGGCGGUCGCAUUUGCCAUGACAUUUUGAACAUGCCUCCCAAGGGGCAGUGGAGGCCAUCACUCAAUAUCGGAGCAGUUCUGGCAAGCAUUCGUGUACUUCUUGAGGAACCAAAUCAUGACGAUGGCCUGAUGAGCGACAUCUCUGCAGAAUACAAACACAAUCGAGCCCUUUUUGAUGACAAGGCUAGACGAUGCACUGAGCGCUAUGCUGUACAAAAUUCAACAGAAAGGAAUGUCGUAUCGUGUCGUGACACCCAUCAGGGCCAGAGUUCUGAGGCAGUAAGCCAAGAUGGUCUUGCAAGACCAGUUCUGAAUGGGGUCGACAGUAUCGGGGCUUCCAAAGUAACACUCGACGAACCAAGUACAAGGGCAUCUGGGGAGGCUACUGCCAAUAUUACUCAAGUCAAGCCACGUCAGAACUUCGCUGCUAAACUUUCCCUGGCAAAGGGAUGCACUACGCAGGGGUCACGUCUGUGUGGUAUUGGGGGAGCUCGUGAGGCUGAACCCAUAAAUUCAUCGAGCUUCAUCUCUGAGAAAGACAAAGUCCGUGAAACGGACACGAAGUGUGAUCCAGUUGGAAAAGAUGUCUCACAAGCAGAACUGAAUGGAGGAAGUGUUAGCAAAGUGGACAUUCGCAAACUUGAGGGUGUUCCGACAAUCAAUGCUUUGAUGGAAACAGACGGAGUUCGGUUAGAUACUAAAGCUGCGGACUACACGAGAAAGGAUAUUGCAAGCUGUAGCGUCACAAAGGACAAUCAAGCUAAUGCAGAGAUUUCCGUUUCUCAAAGUAGUCAAAGAACAUCCAUAGCAGACACGGGAAAGAGGUUGAUGCUUCCAAAGACGAAGCUACUGAAAUUGUCUCGCCCUGUAUCAAUGGCUUCACAAAAUGAUCAAGUUAGCACUCAAUCUGGAGGUAUUCUGCAGAGCUCUGAUCAGCCUAGGGAAGUGACAAAAGUAUCGAACGAGCCUAUUAUCAUUAUUGACUCAGAGAGCGAUGACGAAAACUACAGGGUGCAAGUUCGUUCUGAAGGUGUAAAGCGGAAGCAUGGGUGUGCAUGAUCGUUGGGCUCGGAUAGAACGCCCCUUUGCUCUGUCACACUUUUCACCCAAUUUUGACAUGCAUGUGAAAAGCAUGUUUUUCCGAGUGUAGAGUUUGCCACUAGCAACGGUUUUUUUCCGAGAAUCAAGAUUUUCACCGACAUUGAGAGGGGCUGGAAAGGUUUUGAAUUGAAGUAGAGAUUUUAGUUAUCUGCGCUUGCCACCCAUUUUCUAGCAUUGUUACUGUGUGGCUUCGAUGAUUAUUAUGGUGGACAUAGCACGUUAUUAUAGCUUGAUUUUUGGUACGUACAGAUGGUGGUUGUCUUUGUGAAAUAAACAUAUGCAAUAUAAUGAGGACAACUGAUUGAUUUGGUUAUAA